Molecule: messenger RNA, 2067 nt
Organism: Dalotia coriaria
Lineage: Eukaryota; Metazoa; Arthropoda; Insecta; Coleoptera; Staphylinidae
Gene: mts
Product: protein phosphatase 2 catalytic subunit mts
Exons: 4
Coding region: 393-1322 (309 amino acids)
Biological process (GO): mitotic cell cycle
Cellular component (GO): cytosol
Molecular function (GO): protein serine/threonine phosphatase activity
Source: RefSeq, a predicted model, not a curated record
AGCUUUCCGCACAUGUUCUUUUAAAGGACCGUCCGCCAAUUGCAAGUCGCGCGUCGUCGAGCACCCAUCGCCUGUUCAGUUUUCCACGACCAAAAGUCGCUCCAGUGCGCGUCCCGCCCGCCGGCGAGGCCGAAAAUUCGCGCUCGUGCAUCAUCCAGUGGCGUCGGCGACUUGUCCCCCGCGGCUUGCAAAGUGCGCAUUGUCGAUCCACCAGGACGCGUGACGUCACCACCAGUCGGUAGAUCCGCCAUUUUGCCGACAUUCGGGUGAGCGAGUCCCGUUUUGUGCGGAUGCGUCCCGUCGCGCCGCAGUCCCUUUAAUCGCGUGCUAGGUAACAUCUGCGCGCCGACCGCCCCUCACUCUCUUACGUAUCUCAACAGUUCGAAAUCAGCAUGGACGAGAAGUCGGUCUGCAAGGAACUCGACCAGUGGAUUGAACAGCUCAACGAAUGUAAGCAACUCACAGAAAGUCAGGUGAAGACGCUCUGCGAGAAGGCCAAGGAGAUUCUCGCCAAAGAAUGCAACGUACAGGAAGUCAAAUGCCCGGUCACCGUCUGCGGCGACGUGCACGGCCAGUUCCACGAUCUGAUGGAGCUGUUUCGGAUAGGCGGGCGCAGUCCCGACACAAACUAUCUCUUCAUGGGCGACUACGUUGAUCGGGGCUACUACUCCGUGGAAACCGUCACCUUGUUAGUAGCACUCAAGGUGCGCUACAAGGAACGCAUUACGAUACUGCGCGGCAACCACGAAUCGCGUCAGAUCACCCAGGUGUACGGCUUCUACGACGAAUGCCUGAGGAAGUACGGCAAUGCCAACGUUUGGAAGUUCUUCACGGAUCUGUUCGAUUAUCUACCUCUCACGGCGCUCGUCGACGGCCAGAUCUUCUGUCUGCACGGCGGUCUUAGCCCCAGCAUCGACACCCUCGAUCAUAUUCGAGCUCUAGAUCGCUUGCAAGAAGUGCCACAUGAGGGACCAAUGUGUGAUCUACUGUGGUCCGAUCCGGACGACCGCGGUGGUUGGGGCAUUUCACCUCGCGGCGCCGGCUACACCUUCGGCCAGGAUAUCUCCGAGACCUUCAACCAUUCGAACGGCCUGACGCUGGUGUCGCGCGCCCACCAGCUUGUCAUGGAGGGCUACAACUGGUGUCACGAUCGUAACGUGGUUACCAUAUUUAGCGCGCCCAACUACUGCUAUCGGUGCGGCAAUCAAGCCGCCAUCAUGGAGCUAGACGAUGCCCUAAAGUAUUCAUUCUUGCAGUUUGAUCCAGCACCAAGACGCGGCGAGCCGCACGUGACGCGCCGAACGCCUGACUAUUUUCUUUAAGCAUCGUAUCAAUCCCCGCACAUUAUUCAGCUAUAAUUCAACUCUACGGAACACACACAAAACUACACACUACAUCUAUCGGGGUAAAAACAUUCAACUACGCAUGCGUUCUACAAAUUUUAUUUAAAGUCGUAUCAUCAAGUUAAUUAUAUUAUGCGAAACCGAAAGAAAACACAUGCGACGUGAGGGGAUCUUCAUGAUGAGAUCCACGGCGGAAUUCUUUCGGCAUGGCUUAGUCGGCGUGGCUUUAUUAUACACUUCUCUUUUUUUUUUAAAUAAUUAUUCCUAUACAUACCAUUAUACACGUAUACAAAGUAAAGAAAACGGAAAAAAAUGGGAAAAUGAAAAUAAAUGAACCGUUUACCAGUUCAUAAUCUAUCAAGUGUCGUGUCGUGUUUUUAUUUCAACUGCGGCGCCCGAUGUUAUUGAUUCGUGUGUGUGAGGCACUCAGUUUAUUUUUUGCACGCUGGCCACCCACAAAAACUAAUGUUUAUAUCUACUUAGUAAUUGUGUUUUGAUUUAGUAAUUUUUGGUCGCGUAAAUAAUUAUUUUCUACUUAAUAUGGACUAAAAAAAAAAUUGUACCAGAUAAAUGAAGCUGUAAAAAUACUAUUAUUCAUGUUUAUGUUAAGAUUUAUCGAUGAUUUGUACCUGCUGGCACUGAGAUUAACUGUAUGAAUUAAUGUGCGGAGCAGGGCAAAUCAUAAAAAGCAAACAACAGAUUAAAAUCGAAAUUGUCGAAAAUA